CCGGAACCUUGGCGCCGUGACGCAGGUUUCCGGCGGGCUUCUUAGAGCGCCGAACGGCUUUGGGCCGAAGGACCAUGAGAGGGCCGGAGUUGGGUCCCGAACCUACGAUGGAGGGGGACGUUCUGGAUACCCUGGAGGCGCUGGGGUAUAAGGGACCACUAUUAGAAGAGCAAGCCCUUACCAAGGCAGCAGAGGGUGGACUGUCUUCGCCUGAAUUUUCAGAGCUCUGUGUUUGGUUAGGCGCUCAAAUAAAAUCAUUGUGCAACUUGGAAGAAAGUAUCACUUCAGCUGGGAGAGAUGAUAUAGAAAGCUUCCAGCUUGAGAUAAGUGGGUUUUUAAAAGAAAUGGCUUGCCCAUAUUCUGUACUCAUAUCAGGAGAUAUUAAGGACCGUUUAAAAAAGAAGGAUGACUGUUUGAAGCUUUUAUUAUUUUUAAGUACAGAGCUUCAAGCUUUAGAGAUACUGCAGAACAAGAAACAUAAAAAUUCUCAGUUAGAUAAAAACAGUGAAAUUUAUCAGGAAGUUCAAGCUAUCUGUGAUACUCUUGGUGUACCCAAGUCAGCAACUUCUGACAUUCCGCUUAUGCUAAACCAAGUGGAAUCAAAGGUGAAAGAUAUACUCUCAAAAGUCCAGAAAAAUCAUGUAGGAAAACCACUGCUGAAAAUUGACUUAAAUCUGCAACAAGCGGAACAACUGGAAAGAAUCAAUGAUGCGCUGUCUUGUGAAUAUGAGUGUCGCCGGAGGAUGCUAAUGAAACGGUUAGAUGUGACUGUGCAGUCCUUUGGUUGGUCUGAUAGAGCAAAGGUAAAAACAGAUGACAUAGCAAGAAUUUACCAGCCUAAGCGUUAUGCUUUAUCACCCAAGACAACGAUUACACUGGCACAUCUGCUUGCUGCUCGUGAAGAUCUGUCCAAGAUCAUUAGAACAAGUAGUGGCUCCAGCCGAGAGAAGACGGCAUGUGCCAUUAAUAAGGUGUUGAUGGGAAGGGUGCCUGACAGAGGAGGACGGCCAAAUGAAAUUGAACCACCACCCCCUGAAAUGCCCCCUUGGCAAAAGAGACAAGAUGGCGGCGGAAGGGGUGGUUGGGGUGGCGGAGGUGGUGGGGGUGGUCGAGGAGGUGGUGGGGGUGGAAGAGGUGGUUGGGGAGGUGGGGGAGGUGGGGGAGGUUGGGGAGGUGGUGGAGGAGGAGGUGGUGGAGGAGGAGGGUGGGGAGGAAGCGGGGGAGGGGGUGGUAGAGGAGGAGGUUUCCAAGGCAGAGGAGAUUAUGGGGGGAGGGGAGAUUAUGGUGGAAGAGGAGGGGGCUACGGUGGAAGAGGGGGCUAUGGUGGAAGAGGUUAUGGAGAUCCAUAUGGAGGAGGUGGCGGUGGAUAUAGAAGAUAUUAAAAUCUACCAAAAUUAGAUAGCAGUGCUUACUUCUUGGCAGAGACAUUAGCUAUAGUGUUGUAGAUAACAUACUUGAAUGUCAUUUUUGAAGUAAACACCAUGUUAGAUUCCCUAUACCAUUCUUGAAUUGGGUUAAUCUGUAAGAGUAUUGUUUUAUACUACCAUUUGAUCUCUUAGAGUGAUGAUUUUUUCCAUAUUCUGUACCCCUGAGCAUGUCUUUUUAAAAAACAAAAAAUGAGCAAAAAUUAUUUUUAAAAAUGUAAAUAUUUAUUACCAUCAUACUUGGAAAAUGGAAAGUAUUUUAUUGUCAUGAUUGAAUUUAGAUUGUUACCUGUAUUUUAUUCAGGUUUGAAACAUAAAUUACCCAACUUGUAAUGGAAAGGAAUAUAGACUAUUGCCUCAUCUGUAUUCCUGUGGCUGUGUUUUGUAUUUGAUUAUUAUACUUUAUGAAAUAGGGAACGGGACUGAUCUAAUAGUUGUGUUCAAUAGAUAGCUGUCAUGACUUGUUUGUUCUUUUAUAGGCAGCAAUUCUUCUGACCAGGGUUUCUGUUAAAGGUCCAUUAACUGAAGCUUAAGCUUGCUUUUUGCUAUGCAUAUUUGAUUUAUUUUCCAGGUGGAUUUGAAGCCUGUGAUUUUGUUUAAGAAAGCAAAGUUAAAGACUGAGGUCAGAAUUACUCUAAAGGGAUGAGGACAAGUAAUAAUUUUAUACAUGGUGGUGUAAAAAAUAUUCUUCAUAUAAA
This is a messenger RNA of Mustela lutreola (European mink), 2122 nucleotides long. RefSeq names its product family with sequence similarity 98 member B (gene TSLIG3B). NCBI's taxonomy places the organism in Eukaryota, Metazoa, Chordata, Mammalia, Carnivora, Mustelidae. The coding region runs from base 75 to 1382 and encodes 435 amino acids. The record is from RefSeq and is a predicted model, not a curated record. The transcript has 8 exons. Gene Ontology annotation, cellular component: tRNA-splicing ligase complex.